GACAUAACCCUAUUCUACUUUAGACACAUGGUGUAAACAUUACCAUUACUAAGGAUUGCAAUUAUUCAAAAACAAAACGUGUUUAUUUGUAUUUAAAAAAUCAUGAUUUUUAGGAUCAAAAUUAAAUUGGAAUAAUAGAAAUACGUAAAAAAAUUGAACUUUAUAUAUUUAUUAAAAUGAGUAGAGGAAGCAACAGUGAUGAAGAAUUAUUUAUCAAUGAUAAGAGUCGGACUGAUAUUCGGGCAGAACUUUCUAAAAUGAGUUUUGCGGACUUGCAGAAGUUAAAGGAAAAAUUGGGUUCUAAAGUUUAUAAUGAAGCUAUGUUUGGAAAACCAAUAGGUAAAAAGACUGUUUUGAAACGGGAAAAUAAAAACAGACCACAGGAAAUUUCUUCAAAAAAGCGAAUGUUUCAAUUAAAAAAACUCAUUCCUGUUAAGCAAAAUGUACCAAGAGAUCCUAGAUUUGAUAGCCUUUGCGGUACUUACAAUGAAAAAGCUUUCAAAAAUGCAUACAGCUUUCUUACAGAAGUUAAAAAAAACGAUUUGACUGCUCUUAAGGAUGAGCUUAAUAAAAAUGCCGAGGAUCCUAAAGCUGUUAAAAAAAUUAAAUACCUUAUUCAGAGGUUAGAAAAUCAGAUAAGAGAAGAAGGAAGAAGAAAGGAAGCAGAGGAUAAGAAACAACUGGAGAAACGAGAAAUCAUUAAAACCAUAAAAAGUGGAGAGAAACCUAAUUUUAGAAAGAAAUCUGAGAGGAAAAUUUUAGACCUUGUCUCCCAAUAUGACGAUUUAAAGAAUUCUGGAAAACUGAAAAAGCAUAUCAAAAGACUACGGAAAAAAAAUGCUAGUAAAGACAGAAGGAGAUUAGAGGAAUCCAAUUCAGACUGAUAUAUUAUCUUUGAUAAAUAAUACUUAUUAGUUAUAUAUUCUUUAAAAAAUGUUUACAUUUAUGUUAUAUUGAAAGUCUUUUUCAGGCAUCACAGUACCUUUUUUCCUCAAAAAGGGGACAAAAAUUUAUUUAUUUAUACAACAUGAAUAUAUAAUUCAAAUUUGUUAUCAUAUAGCUUCCAUAAUAUUUUUUAAAAAUGAUUCGAUUUUAAUCAGA
Molecule: messenger RNA, 1101 nt
Organism: Leptopilina heterotoma
Lineage: Eukaryota; Metazoa; Arthropoda; Insecta; Hymenoptera; Figitidae
Product: ribosomal RNA processing protein 36 homolog
Exons: 3
Coding region: 177-884 (235 amino acids)
Biological process (GO): maturation of SSU-rRNA from tricistronic rRNA transcript (SSU-rRNA, 5.8S rRNA, LSU-rRNA)
Cellular component (GO): nucleolus; 90S preribosome
Source: RefSeq, a predicted model, not a curated record